Molecule: messenger RNA, 391 nt
Organism: Sinocyclocheilus anshuiensis
Lineage: Eukaryota; Metazoa; Chordata; Actinopteri; Cypriniformes; Cyprinidae
Product: CCR4-NOT transcription complex subunit 6-like
Exons: 3
Coding region: 88-390 (100 amino acids)
Cellular component (GO): cytoplasm
Molecular function (GO): protein binding
Source: RefSeq, a predicted model, not a curated record
CACAGCCGACACGAACGAAUUAAUUAACGCCGAAGCGAGACACACAGCUGACUUCAGGAGUUGUUAUGCUACUGAAGUGGUCUAGGGAUGCCCACAGAGAAAUAUGACCCGCCUGAUUUCAGGCGGAUGUACACUAUCAUGUCCAGUGAGGAGGCAAACAGUGGGAAAAAAUCCAUCUGGGAUGGGCUUGAAAUAAUUGGUAAUGUUCGGAGUCUCAGCUCGGGCCUUUGGUCGCUCACUCACCUCACUGCUCUGCAUCUCAGUGACAACUCCCUGUCACGCAUCCCACCUGAAAUUGCCAAGCUGCACAACCUUGUGUUCUUGGACCUGUCAUCCAAUAAGAUCAGGAGCCUGCCAGCAGAGCUUGGCAACAUGGUGUCUCUCAGGUGAG